Molecule: messenger RNA, 1741 nt
Organism: Eubalaena glacialis (North Atlantic right whale)
Lineage: Eukaryota; Metazoa; Chordata; Mammalia; Artiodactyla; Balaenidae
Gene: YJU2B
Product: YJU2 splicing factor homolog B
Exons: 11
Coding region: 331-1524 (397 amino acids)
Biological process (GO): mRNA splicing, via spliceosome
Cellular component (GO): post-mRNA release spliceosomal complex; U2-type spliceosomal complex
Source: RefSeq, a predicted model, not a curated record
GCGCCCCCUUACGCGCCCAGCAGGGACUUCCGGAACGGACGGGGAGUGACGUCAGGAGGAGGGCAGCAACUCCAGAAAGUCAGUCCUCUUGCCGUCAUCGACUCUUUACAGACAGACAAACGCCGCUCCUUGGAUGCCUCCUACACCUGCGGGGAGGAUCGUCUGAGCCGCCACCACCACGCACAGCCCACCACAUCUUCACAGAGAAGCCGCGACUGUCUGCCAGGCUGUCCAGGAGGCUGGCACUGGGCAGUGAGUCGACAAAGCAGUGUCUCAUCGUCUUUUCAGAUUGGCUGAGUGGCGGGUGAGGACCUGUAGGCAGCUUCCAAGAUGGGUGAAAGGAAAGGCGUAAACAAGUACUACCCUCCGGAUUUCAACCCUACAAAGCAUGGAUCACUCAACAGAUACCAUAACAGCCACCCCCUUCGGGAGCGGGCUCGGAAGCUGUCCCAGGGCAUCCUCAUCAUCAGAUUUGAGAUGCCCUAUAACAUCUGGUGUGACGGCUGCAAGAACCACAUCGGCAUGGGUGUUCGUUACAAUGCAGAAAAGAAGAAGGUUGGCAAUUACUACACGACCCCGAUCUACAGGUUCCGCAUGAAAUGCCACCUCUGCGUCAACUACAUCGAGAUGCAGACAGACCCCGCCAACUGCGACUACGUGAUCGUGAGCGGUGCCCAGCGCAAGGAGGAGCGCUGGGACAUGGCAGACAACGAGCAGGUGCUGACGACAGAGCACGAGAAGAAGCAGAAGCUGGAGACAGAUGCCAUGUUCCGACUGGAGCACGGUGAGGCUGACCGGAGCACGCUCAAGAAGGCCCUCCCCACCCUGAGCCACAUCCAGGAGGCCCAGAGCGCCUGGAAGGACGACUUCGCCCUCAACAGCAUGCUGCGGAAAAGGUUCCGGGAAAAGAAAAAAGCCAUGCAGGAGGAGGAAGAGAGGGACCAGGCCCUGCAGGCCAAGGCAAGCCUGGACAUCCCGCUGGUGCCGGAGACGGAGGAUGACCGCAGGCUGGCCGCCCUGCUCAAGUUCCACACCCUAGACUCAUAUGAGGACAAGCAGAAACUCAAGCGGACGGAGAUCAUCAGCCGCUCCUGGUUCCCCUCCACCCCGGGACCCGGCGCCAGCAGCAGCAAAGCCAGCAGUGUGCUGAAGAAGCUGUCCCAGAACCGCAGAUCUGCUCCCACUGGCUCCCCCAUCACCGUGGGGCACCUGGGCAUCGUGCGGCGGCGGUCCCGGGAGGUCCCAGAGAGCCCUCAGCACACGGCUGAGACCCCCAAGUCUGGGGAGCCACGGGUGCCAGAGGGGACCGCCCAGGACAGGCCCACAUCCCCCCGAGACUGUUCUCAGGAGACAGCCAAGACCUGCAAGAACAGUAGGCCACCGGGGCAGGAGGAGAGCUGUCAGGACAGGCCCCAGCCCCUGCCAGGCUCCUCCCAGGAGGCAGCCAAUCCCCAGGACACACCACAGCCCUUCAGCCUCAGCUCCUCCCUCGUGGCUGACUACUCCGGUUCGGAGAGUGAGUGAUUCUGGGGGCCAGAUUCACUCAGGAGGCCAAGACACACCAAGGAGGCGCCCCACAGGCUGCACCCCUUAGCUCACCAGCCCUUGGAGAGCUCAGUUACCACCCUCCCCAGACCUCACCUCCUCGCAGUGAUAGAGUUGUUAUUUAUUUGGUCCUGGAGAGGGUGUCUGUGCCUUGUGGGACCCCCGACCUCCCAGCAUUAAAACCCUGCUUCUUUGC